Molecule: messenger RNA, 460 nt
Organism: Triplophysa rosa
Lineage: Eukaryota; Metazoa; Chordata; Actinopteri; Cypriniformes; Nemacheilidae
Product: protein SPO16 homolog
Exons: 4
Coding region: 1-441 (146 amino acids)
Biological process (GO): reciprocal meiotic recombination; synaptonemal complex assembly
Cellular component (GO): chromosome
Source: RefSeq, a predicted model, not a curated record
AUGUUAUUAGCACAACAGCACAGAAUUCGUCGCUCGGACAGCAUUCUGCCCUCUUCUUUUGUAUUUCCAACGUCAGGUACAGCAUUCUUGCUUGUCACACCCGAGGAGUUUCCUGCAAAACUUAAGAAUGCCGAAGUUUUUGAGAGGGUUGAAAAGUUUAUGCAGGUCCACAGAAAUAGUUUCCUUCUGCUUCAAGCCCCAGUCUACGGAAAAAGGGAGUGGGAGAUUUUAUCAUCAGUGCAGAAUAGAUUUCUCGGCUGUAACCUCAGAGUCUUACCUGUGCAUAAUACUAGUGAUGUAGUCAAAGGAAUGCUGGUCAUCGCUGAAGCCACAAGUAAACCCCGUGUAGAGAAUUUAAGAGAUCAGAUGGUUUUGGCCUGUGCUCACAUCAUUGAUCACAGUCCUGUUUGGCAAAUGCUUAAGGAGAUGCAGCUCCGUUGAAAUUCUGCAGUAUUGUCCA